UCCCAAUUUGAAACUUCAUCCACCAUAUCCAUGUGAAGGCGGUUAUUAUCGGGAAGAAUCUAUACUGUUAUUAAGGAAAUUUUUCGUUAGAGAAAAUGAAAAUGUACCAAAGAAAAAAAUUAAUCGAGUUUUAAAAACUGAGAUUAAACCGAUAGAGCA
This is a messenger RNA of Racocetra persica, 159 nucleotides long. NCBI's taxonomy places the organism in Eukaryota, Fungi, Glomeromycota, Glomeromycetes, Diversisporales, Gigasporaceae. The record is from the annotation of a GenBank genome assembly.